This is a messenger RNA of Hibiscus syriacus, 3690 nucleotides long. Its product is annotated as dnaJ homolog subfamily C GRV2-like. The record is from RefSeq and is a predicted model, not a curated record. Gene Ontology annotation, cellular component: endosome membrane. NCBI's taxonomy places the organism in Eukaryota, Viridiplantae, Streptophyta, Magnoliopsida, Malvales, Malvaceae. Gene Ontology annotation, biological process: endosome organization; regulation of early endosome to late endosome transport; receptor-mediated endocytosis. Bases 1 to 3690 code for a protein of 1229 amino acids. The transcript has 13 exons.
AUGGCUGUUGUUGAAGUUCUGGAGGCUAUGAUUUGUGAUCCAAAUGGUGAAACUACCCAAUACACGGUUUUUGUUGAGCUGUUGCGCCAAGUCGCUGGUUUGAAGCGUCGUUUAUUUGCCUUGUUUGCCCAUCCUGCUGAGAGUGUUAGGGAAACAGUUGCUGUGGUAAUGCGUACUAUUGCGGAAGAAGAUGCAAUUGCCGCGGAGUCAAUGCGCGAUGCUGCUUUACGUGAUGGUGCUCUGUUGAGGCAUUUAUUACAUGCAUUUUUCCUUCCUGCUGGUGAGCGCCGUGAGGUUAGUCGCCAGCUUGUUGCCCUAUGGGCAGAUUCCUACCAGCCAGCUCUAGACUUGUUGUCUAGAGUUUUGCCACCUGGACUUGUUGCUUAUUUGCACACACGACCUGAUGGAGUACCUGAAGAAUCUAUGCAAGAAGGAUCAUUGACAAGUGAUGCAGCAAGGCAGACUAAUUCUGGUUUUCAUAGGGUGGCAGAUAAUCAUCAAAAAUCAAUUGCAGACCCUACCUUCAGUCAAGUUUUAAAACAAUCUUCUGCUGCUCAUACUGUCGAAAGUUUGAACACUGAUGCAUAUUCGACUGGAAUUUCUCAAAAUGGCCAUUCAAUUAUAUCGGCUUCCAAUGAUUAUCCGUCAACAAAUGUGCGUGGAGUAUCAGAAACAAAUGCUUCAAAUUCAGUUUUUUCUGAUGUCAAUGUAAUUGGGUCACAUAACACUGGUCUUCCCGCACCUGCUCAGGUUGUCGUGGAGAACACACCUGUUGGAUCUGGAUGCCUACUUUGUAAUUGGCCUGAAUUUUGGCGUGCUUUUAGCCUUGAUCAUAACCGUGCUGAUUUGAUCUGGAAUGAGCGUACUAGGCAAGAGUUGCGGGAAGCUUUGCAAGCUGAGGUUCAUAAAUUGGUGUUGAGAAGGAACGGACUGAAGAUAUUUCCUGGAGAUGCUACGGUAGAGAGUAUGAGUGGCCAAGAUAGUGUUCCCAGGAUCUCUUGGAACUAUUCUGAAUUCUCUGUUAGUUAUCCUAGUUUGUCCAAGGAAGUUUGUGUUGGUCAAUAUUAUCUGCGUUUGCUGCUUGAGAGUGGUAAUAGUGGUAGGGCACAGGAUUUUCCACUUCGUGAUCCCGUUGCUUUCUUUGGAGCACUCUAUCACCGGUUCUUAUGCGAUGCUGACAUAGGCCUUACAGUGGAUGGUGCUGUUCCGGAUGAAUUGGGUUCUUCUGACGAUUGGUGUGAUAUGUCAAGAUUAGAUGGCUUUGGAGGAGGUGGAGGCUCUUCAGUUAGGGAGCUUUGUGCACGGGCAAUGGCAAUUGUGUAUGAACAACAUUGCAAUACAAUAGGCCCUUUUGAAGGGACUGCACACAUUACUGUUCUCUUGGACAGAACAGAUGACAGAGCUUUGAGACACCGUCUACUACUACUUUUGAAGGUGCUUUUACUAACAAUUUUAGGUUUUAAUGAAGAUUUUAGCAAAUAUGGAAUCUUGUGUUUGGUGGGAGGGUGUGUGCUAGCUGUUGAUUUACUAACUGUGGUUCAUGAAGCUUCUGAGAGGACCGCUAUCCCUUUACAAUCAAACUUGAUUGCUGCUUCUGCUUUUAUGGAGCCACUCAAGGAGUGGAUGUAUAUUGACAAAGAUGGUGCGCAAGUUGGGCCUUUAGAGAAGGAUGCUGUCAGAAGGUUGUGGUCAAAGAAAGCGAUUGACUGGACAACAAGGUGCUGGGCUUCAGGUAUGCCGGACUGGAAGAGAUUACAAGAUAUUCGUGAGCUUCGUUGGGCACUCUCUGUUCGGGUUCCUGUCCUUACACCACCGCAGGUACUGUCUUUCACAUUUGGUAGGAGAGCUGCAUUGUCUGUUUUACAUAGCAUGGUUUCUGCACAUUCAGACUUAGAUGAUGCUGGUGAGAUAGUUACCCCAACUCCUAGGGUAAACGGAUUUUGUCAAGUCCACGUUGCCUUCCCAUAUUGCACAGGUGCAUUUUAUUUUGCUCUGGCGUACCCUGGAUCCAACCUCCUUUCGAUUGCACAACUCUUCUCAGUAACUCAUGUACAUCAAGCUUUCCAUGGUGGCGAAGAAGCUGCAGUUUCCUCUUCAUUGCCCCUUGCUAAACGUAGCGUACUGGGUGGACUUCUCCCUGAAUCUUUGCUGUAUGUAUUGGAACGUAGCGGCCCAUCUGUAUUUGCUGCAGCAAUGGUUUCUGAGUCUGAUACUCCAGAGAUCAUUGGACACAUAAAAUGCCAUCUUGGAGAUUUCCCCCAGAAAUUGUCACAGCACUGUCAUUCUUUAUAUGACUAUGCUCCUAUGCCACCAGUGACCUAUCCAGAACUCAGAGAUGAAAUGUGGUGUCACCGUUAUUAUCUUCGGAAUCUAUGUGAUGAGAUCCGAUUUCCAAAUUGGCCAAUUGUUGAACAUGUUGAAUUUCUACAGUCCUUGCUAGUAAUGUGGCGGGAAGAGUUGACACGGAAACCAAUGGAUAUUUCUGAGGAAGAAGCUUGCAAAAUAUUGGAGAUUACCUUGGAAGAUGUAUCCGGAGAUAAUGCUGAUCAGAAGGCGAAUGGAGAUAUAUCGAUCAUAUCCAAGCAAAUUGAGAACAUUGAUGAAGAAAAGCUUAAGCGACAAUAUAGGAAACUUGCGAUGAAAUAUCAUCCUGACAAAAAUCCUGAAGGGAGGGAGAAAUUUCAUGCUGUACAAAGGCUUAUGAACGGCUUCAGUGCAUCUUGUAUAGAAGAUUUGGAGAUGUUGGAACCAUUUAAAUAUGCUGGUUAUCCCAUGUUGCUCAAUGCAAUAACUGUUGACAAGGAAGAUAAUUUUCUCUCCUCAGAUAGAGCACCUCUUCUUGUUGCACCAUCAGAGCUCGUUUGGCUUACGUGUGCAUCGUCCUCAUUGAAUGGUGAAGAACUUGUUAGAGAUGGUGGGAUACAACUUUACAACACUUCUCUCUCGUUGCAUUUUGAGACUGCCAGAGCUGAGAUCCUUGAGCUUUCUGGACUUGUUGAUGACAUAGUGCACUGCACUGAACUGGAGGCUGGAGUGUUAUGGUACCUUUUGCCGUUGUUGCUUCAGUAUGAUUCAACUGCAGAGGAAUCUGAUACAGCAGAGUCCCAUGGUGUUGGUGCUAGCAUUCAAAUUGCAAAAAACUUGCAUGCUUUACGAGCAUCCCGAGCAUUAUCUAGGCUUAGUGGGUUGUGCUGUGAUGAGAGCUCAACACCUUAUAAUGAACCUGUAGUUAAUGCAGUCAGAGCUUUGCUAACUCCAAAACUUGCCAGUAUGUUGAGAGAUCAAGUACCAAAAGACCUACUGUCCAUGUUGAACACGAACUUGGAGUCACCAGAGAUAAUCUGGAACUCUUCAACUCGAGCAGAAUUGCUAAAAUUUGUGGACCAGAAACGAGCUAACCAAGGACCAGAUGCACUGUCCAAGGAACUGUUUGUUGGCAAUGUUUAUUUGAGGGUUUAUAAUGAUCAACCUGACUUUGAGAUCAGUGAACCAGAAGCAUUCUGUGUGGCUUUAAUUGAUUUUAUAGCUUCUCUAGUUCACAAUCAGGGCUCUAUGGAUUAUGAUGUUCAGGAAAAACCUAAUAUCAGCAAUUCAUCUCCUGAACCUGAGCAUCAAAGUGAUACAACUGGUGCUUCAGUAGAUGAACAGGAAGUUCCUGAUGAUUCUCUGGCUGCUUCUGAUAUAAGAUGA